Messenger RNA from Syngnathus typhle (broad-nosed pipefish), 7172 nucleotides. It is a transcript of the gene cad, whose product is annotated as carbamoyl-phosphate synthetase 2, aspartate transcarbamylase, and dihydroorotase. Gene Ontology annotation, molecular function: amino acid binding; dihydroorotase activity; ATP binding. Lineage: Eukaryota; Metazoa; Chordata; Actinopteri; Syngnathiformes; Syngnathidae. Gene Ontology annotation, cellular component: cytosol; cytoplasm. The coding region runs from base 320 to 6787 and encodes 2155 amino acids. Gene Ontology annotation, biological process: L-glutamine metabolic process; UTP biosynthetic process; 'de novo' pyrimidine nucleobase biosynthetic process. The record is from RefSeq and is a predicted model, not a curated record. The transcript has 44 exons.
AAUUGAGCCUUCGAACCAUCUGAACCCCCGGCCAAGCUCAUCGGCGUCUGCCGCACACGUGGGAGAUCCUUGGCGUCCUCGGGUCGCCUUCGCAAACCGGGAAAACUCAAACCAUACGCCGCGUCGAUCGGUUGCCCUCUCUUGAAUCGCUUUGAACAUCCACCAUUUCAUUUCUAACAAGACGACUCCCGGCAGUCGAUUUUCUCCCACUUUUAGCCCUUUUCUUCUCGUUGGUUGUUUCACGUGGAAAACCACUGGAUCGUGGUCGUGGCCGCCUGGCGUAACCAGCAACUAAACGCGAUCGGGACGUGGAAGCAAGAUGUCCGAGAAGACCAUAGCCAGCCUCAUCCUGGAGGACGGGACGCGGUUUACGGGCAGCCUUUUCGGUGCUAAAGUGUCCGUUUCUGGCGAAGUUGUGUUCCAGACCGGCAUGGUGGGCUACCCUGAGUCCCUGACUGACCCAUCGUACCACUGCCAACUGCUUACGCUCACCUACCCGCUGGUGGGCAAUUAUGGCGUGCCAGCGGACGUUGAGGGCGCGUUCGGCUUGAGCAAGUGGUUUGAGUCAUCAAAGAUCCACGCCGCCGCUCUCAUCAUCGGGGAGCUGUCGGAGUGUCCGAGUCAUUGGAGUUCAGUCAAGUCCUUGGACCGGUGGCUCCAGGAGCAAGGAGUUCCUGGACUACAAGGUAUCGAUACCCGCUGCCUGACCAAAAAGAUCCGCGAGAAGGGGACCAUGUUGGGAAAGCUGGUUUUGGAGGGGACCCCCGAGGACACUGUUCCCUUUGACAAUCCCGACAAAAGGAACCUGGUCCAGGAGGUGUCCAUGAGGGAGCCGCAAUUGUUCAACCCCAGCGGUAUUCUGCGGAUCACCGUGGUGGACUGCGGUAUCAAAUACAACCAAAUCCGCUGCCUGGCCGAGCGAGGUGCCCGCGUCACCGUUGUACCCUGGGACCACCCGUUGGACAGCUCAGAAUUUGAUGGUUUGUUCAUCAGCAACGGUCCAGGCGAUCCGCUUCUCUGCCAGGCCACCAUCGACAACGUACGCAAAGUGGUGUGCGUGGAUCAGCCCAAGCCAGUUUUCGGCAUCUGCCUGGGACACCAGCUGCUCUCCUUGGUCAUCGGAGCAAAGACCUACAAGAUGAAGUACGGCAACCGUGGCCACAACCAGCCUUGCCUCCACAAGGGCACCGACCGCUGCUUCAUCACCAGUCAGAACCACGGCUUCGCUGUGGACCCCGACACCCUGCCGAGCGACUGGGACGUUCUCUUCACAAACGCCAACGAUCACACCAACGAGGGCAUCGUGCACAACACGCAGCCGCUUUUCAGUGUCCAGUUCCAUCCCGAGCAUAUGGCCGGCCCGACGGAUCUGGUCGGCUUGUUUGACGUGUUCCUUGACACCGUCAGAGACCACAAGGAGGGCAAUGCUGACAAAUCAGUGAAGCGGCGUCUGAUGGAGCAUCUCACCUAUACAAAUUCUCCCAAGCCUGAAGAGGUUUCCCGACCGAGGAAGGUCCUCAUCUUGGGCUCUGGGGGCCUUUCCAUCGGCCAGGCCGGAGAGUUUGACUACUCGGGUUCUCAGGCUAUUAAGGCUCUGAAGGAGGAGAAUAUCCAGACAGUGCUGAUUAAUCCCAAUAUCGCCACAGUGCAGACCUCUAAGGGUCUGGCGGACAAGGUUUACUUCCUGCCCAUUACAGCAGAAUACGUCACUCAGGUGAUUAAAAACGAGCGCCCAGACGGCGUCCUGCUGACGUUCGGUGGGCAGACGGCGCUGAAUUGUGGCGUGGAGCUGACCAAGUUGGGUGUGCUGGAGAAGUACAACGUGAGGGUUCUGGGCACACCUGUGGCUUCCAUCGAGAUGACAGAGGACAGGAAGAUCUUUGUGGAGAAAAUGGAGGAGAUCAACGAGCAUGUAGCGCCCAGCGAGGCUGCCCUCUCCGUGGAGCAGGCGGUGGCCGCCGCAGAGCGCCUGGGCUACCCAGUGCUGGUCCGCUCGGCCUUCGCCCUGGGCGGCCUGGGCUCGGGCUUCGCCAACAGCCGCGAGGAGCUGACCUCCCUGGUCACGUCGGCCUUCGCGCACACCUCGCAGGUGCUGGUGGACAAGUCGCUGAAAGGCUGGAAGGAGAUCGAGUACGAGGUGGUGCGCGACGCCUUCGACAACUGCGUCACUGUGUGUAACAUGGAGAAUAUUGACCCUCUGGGCAUCCACACUGGAGAGUCUAUCGUUGUGGCGCCCAGUCAAACGCUCAACGACCACGAGUACAAUAUGCUUCGGAACACCGCCAUCAAGGUCAUCCGCCAUCUUGGCAUUGUGGGAGAGUGCAACAUCCAGUAUGCGCUUAAUCCCGAAUCUGACCAGUACUACAUCAUCGAGGUCAACGCCCGCCUGUCGCGCAGCUCUGCUCUGGCCAGUAAAGCGACGGGUUACCCUCUGGCAUAUGUAGCAGCAAAACUCGGCCUGGGGAUUCCGUUGCCGCAACUCAAGAAUUCUGUCACCAACUCAACCACGGCUAACUUUGAGCCCAGUUUAGACUACUGUGUAGUGAAGGUGCCUCGUUGGGAUCUGAGCAAGUUCUUGAGGGUCUCCACCAAGAUCGGAAGCUCCAUGAAGAGUGUCGGUGAGGUGAUGGCCAUCGGCCGCAGCUUUGAGGAGGCCUUCCAGAAGGCUCUGAGGAUGGUGGAUGAGAACUGCGUCGGGUUUGAUCACACUAUCAAGCCGGUGUCUCAACAGGAGCUCCAGAUACCCACUGACAAGCGGAUCUUCGUUCUGGCCGCCGCCCUCCGUGACGGCUACACGGUGGACCAACUGUACGAGCUGACCAAAAUCGACCGCUGGUUCUUGCACAAGAUGAAGAACAUCUCCGACCACGAGCGACUGCUGGAGAAGUACAACCAGGACGAGAGUCUCAUGCCGCCCGAGGUGAUGCGCAAGGCCAAGCAGUUGGGCUUCUCGGACAAGCAGAUCGCGUUGGCUGUCCAGAGCACCGAACUGGCUGUGAGGAAGCUGCGCCACGAUUGGUCCAUCCUUCCUGUGGUCAAGCAGAUCGACACAGUGGCAGCGGAGUGGCCGGCCUUCACCAACUACCUGUACCUGACCUACAACGGCGCCCAGCACGACCUGAGCUUCAGCGACCUGCACGUCAUGGUGAUCGGAUCGGGCGUCUACCGCAUCGGCAGCAGCGUCGAAUUCGACUGGUGCGCGGUGGGCUGCAUCACCGAGCUCCGGAAGAUGGGCUACAAGACCAUAAUGGUGAACUACAACCCUGAGACGGUCAGCACGGACUACGACAUGUGUGACCGCCUCUACUUUGAUGAAAUCUCCUUUGAGGUGGUGAUGGAUAUCUAUGAGCUGGAAAACCUGGAGGGCGUGAUCCUCUCCAUGGGCGGCCAGCUGCCCAACAACAUUGCCAUGUCGCUGCACCGCCAGCAGUGCCGCAUCCUGGGAACCUCGCCCGAGUUCAUCGACUCGGCAGAGAACAGGUUCAAGUUCUCCAGAAUGUUGGACACCAUCGGCAUCAGCCAGCCACAGUGGAAAGAACUCUCCGAUACCGAGUCUGCUAUAAGUUUUUGUGAGACGGUGGGCUACCCAUGCUUGGUUCGGCCGUCCUACGUGCUGAGCGGUGCUGCCAUGAACGUUGCCUACAGCGACAAUGACCUGGAGAAAUACCUGAGUAACGCCGUGGCUGUGUCCAAGGAGCAUCCUGUCGUCAUUUCUAAGUUCAUACAGGAGGCCAAGGAAAUAGACGUGGAUGCGGUGGCGAGCGACGGCGUGGUCUUGGCCUUCGCCGUGUCGGAGCAUGUGGAGAACGCCGGCGUGCACUCUGGCGACGCCACACUGGUGACGCCCCCUCAGGACCUCAACCAGAAGACCAUCGAGAGGAUCAAGAUCAUCGUCCACGCCAUUGGGCAAGAAUUGCAGGUCACGGGACCCUUGAAUCUGCAACUCAUUGCAAAGGACGACCAGCUGAAGGUGAUUGAAUGCAACGUUCGCGUCUCGCGCUCCUUCCCCUUUGUAUCCAAGACACUGGGCGUGGACCUCGUCGCCCUCGCCACGCAGAUUAUCAUGGGCGAGGAGGUGGAGCCGGUGGGCCUGAUGAGAGGAAAGGGCAUUGUGGGCGUCAAGGUUCCUCAGUUUUCCUUCUCACGGCUGGCGGGUGCAGACGUGGUGCUGGGCGUGGAGAUGACCAGCACUGGAGAGGUGGCGUGUUUUGGUGAAAACCGCUACGAAGCUUACCUCAAAGCCAUGCUCUCCACCGGCUUCAAGAUUCCCAAGAAGAACAUUCUGCUCUCCAUCGGCAGCUACAAGAACAAGAGCGAGCUACUGCCCACAGUACAGACUCUGGAGACGCUGGGUUACGACCUUUAUGCCAGUCUGGGCACUGCUGAUUUCUACACCGAACACGGCAUCAAGGUGACAGCCGUGGACUGGCCGUUCGAGGAGGACGAAAGCGAUUGUCCCACCAAGGAGAAGCAACGAAGCAUCAUGAACUACCUGGAGGAGAACCACUUUGACCUGGUGGUCAACCUCUCGAUGAGGAACAGCGGGGGCCGCCGCCUCUCUUCCUUUGUCACCAAGGGUUACCGCACCCGCCGCAUGGCCAUCGACUACUCAGUGCCACUCAUUAUCGACAUCAAAUGCACCAAACUCUUUGUGCAGGCUCUCCGUCAGAUUGGCCGAAGUCCGCCGGUGAAGACUCACAUCGACAGCAUGACCUCACAGACAUUAGUCCGCCUGCCUGGCCUCAUCGACGUCCACGUCCACUUGCGGGAACCCGGCGCCACCCACAAAGAGGACUUCUCCUCGGGCACGGCGGCUGCCCUGGCUGGCGGCGUGACCAUGGUGUGCGCCAUGCCCAAUACCUCCCCCGCCAUCACCGAUGGCACCACCCUGGCCCUCGCUCAGAAGCUCGCUAAAGCCAACUGCCGCUGCGACUACGCACUUUAUUUGGGCGCCACCUCGGACAACGCGGCUGUCCUGCCGUCCAUUUCUAGUCAGGCUGUCGGCCUGAAGAUGUACCUAAACGACACCUUCUCCACCCUUAAGAUGGACAAUGUCUCACUGUGGAUGGAGCACUUUGAGAAGUGGCCCAAGCAUCUUCCCAUUGUGGCACACGCUGAGAAGCAGACGGUGGCCGCUAUCUUGAUGGUAGCUCAGCUCUACCAGCGGCCGGUGCACAUCUGCCACGUGGCCAAAAAGGAUGAGAUCAUGAUCAUCCGGGCCGCCAAGCAGAAGGGCAUCCAUGUGACAUGUGAGGUGGCGCCUCAUCACCUGUUCCUUUGCGACGACAACGUGGUGGAGAUCGGCAAUGGGCGAGCGGAGGUGCGACCCAUGCUGGGCUCCCGCGAGGACAUGGAGGCGCUGUGGGAGAACCUGGACAUUAUCGACUGCUUUGCCACAGACCACGCUCCUCACUCGGUGGAAGAGAAAAACAGUGACCAUCCUCCUCCAGGCUACCCCGGCCUAGAGACCAUGCUGCCACUGCUGCUCACCGCCGUCAGCGAGGGACGUCUGACUUUGGACGACAUCAUCCGUCGUCUUCACGACAACCCGCGCCGCAUCUUUAACCUGCCCAUGCAGGAAAACACUUAUGUGGAGGUGGACUUGGAGCAUGAGUGGGUAAUUCCACAGGCCAUGCUUUUCACCAAGUCCAAGUGGACGCCGUUCCAAGGCAUGAAGGUGAAGGGCAAAGUUCGUCGUGUGGUUCUGCGAGGAGAGGUGGCCUACAUCGACGGGCAGGUGUUGGUGGCACCAGGUUACGGCGAAGACGUGAAGAGCUGGCCAGUGGCUUCCGUCCUUUCCCCCGAAAGCCCAAUGACCCCCGAGCGUCCUCGCCCGACCCCUCCCCGCGACGGUCCGGUGCGAACUCGAGCAGCCAGCCCUCGACGUUCGGCUGGAGACAGUCGCUACCUGCAGCCCGCCCGCAUCCACCGCUCUUCCGACCCUGGAAUGCCACCAGAGAUGGUCAUGCUGCCGCCCUCGGGUGUGGCCGAAAGCUACGGCCACCCGCCUCCGCUGUCCAGGCUUCUGUCCCCCCAGCCUGGGCCUGGGCAGACGGCCGUCGGCCAGCUGCCCCACGCCCACAUGUCUCCUCUGCUGCACCCCCUGGUUGGCCAGCACGUCCUGUCCGUCAGACAGUUCAGCAAAGACCAGAUGUCUCACCUGUUCAACAUUGCACACACGUUACGCUUGCUGGUUCAGAAGGAACGUAGCCUCGACAUACUCAAGGGCAAAGUGAUGGCGUCCAUGUUCUACGAGGUGAGCACCCGCACUAGCAGUUCCUUCGCGGCAGCCAUGCAGCGUCUGGGUGGCUCAGUGGUCCACUUCAGUGAGUCCACAUCAUCCACGCAGAAGGGCGAGUCCCUGACGGACUCGGUGCAGACCAUGAGCUGCUACGCUGAUGUUCUGGUGCUUAGACACCCCAGUCCCGGAGCCGUGGAGAGCGCAUCACGCCACUGUCGCAAGCCAGUGAUCAACGCAGGUGACGGGGUAGGCGAACACCCCACUCAGGCUCUUCUGGACGUCUUCACCAUCCGGGAGGAGCUGGGCACGGUCAACGGCAUGACAGUCACCAUGGUCGGCGAUCUGAAACAUGGCCGCACCGUCCACUCGCUGGCCAAACUGUUGACUCAGUACCGCAUCACACUACGCUACGUGGCCCCCAAGAACCUCCACAUGCCGGCCGAGAUCAUCGACUACGUGGCCUCCAAGGGAAUCAAACAGGAGGAGUUCGAGAGCAUAGAGGAAGCUCUGCCUGAGACUGACGUCCUCUACAUGACAAGGAUUUAAGAAGACACUUUUUCCAUUUCUACUCUCUCGAUUUUAGUUUAUUGUCUAUUUUUUUGUGUGUGCAGUGUUUCGGUCAGUUCAUCCUCAGCCCACACAUCAUGACCGCUGCCAAGAAGAAGAUGGUGGUCAUGCAUCCACUGCCCCGAGUUAAUGAAAUCAGCGCCGAAGUGGACACUGACCCGAGGGCAGCCUACUUCCGCCAGGCGGAGAACGGCAUGUACAUCCGAAUGGCCCUGCUGGCCACCGUACUCGGACGAUAAACUGGGGGCACCUUGUAUACACGAUCACAGGCAAAGGUUACUAUCAAGGAUAUAUGUCACUGCAGUGUUGGAGACUUAAUUUGUAUCAUGCAAAAAUAAAAUGAUGGUAAUCCCCUUGCAAAUUA